GGAAACGAAAACAAAACUGUCAAAACAAAAAGAGUAGUACAAUCCAUCGCUAUUAUGCAUGCAUCCGUCCAUCCAUCCCUGGUCUCUCAGGCCGUCCGCUCUUUUUUCUGAAGAACCCAGUCGUUCAUCAUCAACCUCUAAAAAUUCUCCAUCUCAACCACCGGCCAGCCGUAGUUCCGGUCUCCCGGUCCCACAUGACACAGCCUCGUCAGUCCCUCACCCCCACCGCCACCAAGAGCAGGAGCCCGUCGCCCUCCCCUUCCCCUCCCGCCACCGCCGGCGCCGGCGAUCCUAUCCAUAGCCCUCCCCGCGUCCCCAUCACCCUCCUCCAGCCCUCCCAGCGCAAGCACCAGUCCAAGCCGGGCAGACUCUUCCGCACCGUCCGCUCCGCCUUCCGCUCCUUCCCCAUCCUCACCCCCGUCACCUGCCGCCUCCCCCACGUCGCCCUCCACCGCAGCGGAGGAACCCGAGACGGCCACAUCCACGGCGCCAUCCGCACCACCGGCACCCUCUUCGGCCGCUUCAAGGCCCGCAUCACCCUCGCCAUCCAGGACAAUCCCCGCAGCGUCCCUCUCCUCCUCCUGGAGCUGGCCGUCCCCACCGCCAAGUUCUUGCAAGACAUGCGCUCCACCGGCCACCUCCGCGUCGCCCUCGAGUGCGAGAAGAAGGCCGCCGACAAGACCCCCCUGCUCGAGGAGCCCAUGUGGACCGCCUUCAUCAACAGCAAGAACAUCGGCUACGCCACCCGCCGGGAGCCCACCGACUCCGACCUCAACGUCAUGCAGCUCCUCCACGCCAUCUCCAUGGGUGCCGGCGUGCUCCCCGCCGACAUGACCGACCCCGUCGAUGGGGAGCUCACCUAUAUGCGGGCCCAUUUCGACCGGGUCGUCGGCUCCAGGGACUCGGAGACCUUCUACAUGCUCAACCCCGACGAGAAGACCAGCUCGGAGCUCAGUGUCUUUUUCGUCCGGAUCUAACUGAUUUAGAUUCUCUUAUCCCAACUUGCUAAUUAGAAAGCAGCAGAAUUAUAUCGUUCUUCCCGGAAACACUAAGAUUGUCUUUUCUUUCUUCCACGGCGUCAACAGAUCGCAUCUCGCACAAAUCGCAAAGGACUCCAAGCAGCUUCUUUCAUCCGCAUGCACAGCUCUCAGAGCGACCAGUAUGCGAUCCAACCGAAACCCUUGAACUUUCUUUGUUGGAUUACUUGGAGGCAGAAAUUAUGCUUGUGGCCUCCAUAUUGGCCACGAAGCCAUAGAACCCGCCGCUAUUUGUUGGGAUGACAGAGAUUCUAGUUGUUGGGAAACUGUUCCUCGGGGACGAUAAUAUGAAAUGCAUGCAGCCCAGCAUUCAUUUAAUUAUGAAAGAGAUGUAUUCCUUUGAUGCUGUUCAGGAUUAAUAAUCAAUGCCAUGAGACUGAUCCAGACCAAAUAUUGGUUAAUUUUGAUUGGAAAGAUACAAGGUGAGCUUGUUAGUGAUAGUUCAUU
Molecule: messenger RNA, 1484 nt
Organism: Elaeis guineensis (African oil palm)
Lineage: Eukaryota; Viridiplantae; Streptophyta; Magnoliopsida; Arecales; Arecaceae
Biological process (GO): hydrotropism
Source: RefSeq, a predicted model, not a curated record